AAUUUAUAUUUUAAUUAAAAAAUAAAAUUACAUUUUACCCUCAUCUCUCAAUCCCUCUUCUUCCCCUUCUUUCUUUCUCUUUCUUUCUUUCUUGCCCAAAUCGGUUGGGUUCCGAUGAGCUGGGUAGCUGGGUUUGACGAAACCCAGAUCUGUUGGGUUCUGUCGAACCCAGCUUUGCUGGUCACCCGAACCCAGCCUUGUUGGUCGCGUGAACCCAGCCUUGUUGGUCGCGUGAACCCAGCCUUGCUGGUCGCGCAAACCCAGCCUUGCUGGGUUGGUCGAAACCCAGCUGCUAGGUUCACACAACUAGCAAGGUUGGGUUUCGACCAACCCAUGCUCGACGAAACCAGCAAGGCCGCGACUUGCUUUUCUUCUUUUUCUCCCCGACAAGCCCCCCAUAGCCACCGACGCACUCCUCUUGAGAAAGUUGGCAAAGCUUGAUGGAUUUACCUUCUUUUCUUGUUGAAAGCCGAACUUAGACUUGGAAAUCCCCCUUUCCUACAGAAAAUUCCAGAUCUGCUGGGUGUCUCUUCCUCCCCUGUCCGUCGGUUUCUGCUGGGUGUGAAUCCUUCGGCUUUUUCUGUUUCCGUGAGUUUCCUGGCAGAUCCCGUCGGCUCUCCACCUGCCAGCUCCGGUUGUGGUUGCCGGAAUUUUCUGGUUUGAGACAGCUUUUAAAGCUGAACUUUAAACCAUUUAAUUGUUGCCUGUGCUGUUGAAUUUUCCUAUUGCAAUAUGGAAGAACCCGUUAGUUGCUACCCCUUUUUUGCUGUCCGAAAUUGCUGUUGUACAGGGGAACAUCCGGCAGCAUUUUAAGUGUGUUUUGUUGCUUAAUUCAUGUAGAAUUAGCUUAAUUUGGCUGCUGUGAAUUUUAUAGAGAAAAUCCCGUGUGUUUAAGCCACUGUUUUGCCAAGAUAAAUUUUGAAUAAAAAGUCCUGUUGCUCGGUUUUUUCCAUUUCCUUUGUCCGUGGGAGUGGGAAAAUUAUGUAUAGGAAUCUCGUGUUCCAAUUGGGAGGGAACAAUGAGGCUUUGGUUUGGUUCAUGGAUGGUUAUAGAUGUGUGGGUGUAAUGUGAACAGGAAGGAAGCAGCGGCAAUUAGUGUGUUGAUAAUGGUGGUGGUGGUUUUGCGGAUUUAUUAUGUGUGAGGUGUUGAUAAGCAUAAGUUGAACAUGAGUUUUCUAUCUUAUGCGAGUGAGGAAGCGAAACCGAGGACAGGAAAAACGAGGGGUGUGACGCGUUAGAAGGCUAGCCAUCUUGUACAUUGAACAUAGAUUUUAGGUAUAGAUCAUGAUCUUGUAAAUUAGAUUUUAAUUGGAGAUCUUAUAAAUUAAUUUAAUGGAU
Rubroshorea leprosula is the source of this 1338-nucleotide messenger RNA. NCBI's taxonomy places the organism in Eukaryota, Viridiplantae, Streptophyta, Magnoliopsida, Malvales, Dipterocarpaceae. The record is from the annotation of a GenBank genome assembly.